GGUUAAUAAAGAACACCCCAAAGAAUAAAAAAUAUAAUUCAUUUUUUUUUUCAGUAAGCUCAUCUUUGUUGGGUUUCACUUAGUGCGGUCCAUUCGAAGCCUCUUCCCCUCAUCACAAAAAAACGUAGUAACAUAGAAAAAGGGCGAAUCCCGAUGCAAAAGAAAGUUGCAUUUUCUAUUCAGUGAGAGCGUCAACACUUAAAAAGUACAAAAAUUUCAUCACCCUUUUCAGUUGUACGAUAACAUGCACGCAUCAACUUUUGGUGUUGAAGGUGCCACCUUUGGGAUCACAAGGCAAAAGGGGUUGGUGGGUUUUAGAGAGUUCAGAAAUGGGAGUGUUCUGAGACCCAGAAGAGUGUGCACGACCAAUAGUACUAAUUUCUGCGGUUUAAGGCUUGGUUCUGUCACUAUGGUAACCGAGUUAACUAGAACAAGAGUUGGUUUUGGUGGCAAUGUCGGCUCCUCCACUAAGCCCAGAUCAAUAAGGGUUCAUGCUUCAGAUGGAGACAUUGAGGAUGCCGUCCCAACUAUUCCUCAGGGCAAAUCUUCUGGAACUGUUCUACCCUAUGUUGGUGUUGCUUGCCUCGGAGCCAUUUUAUUUGGCUACCAUCUUGGGGUGGUAAAUGGUGCUCUUGAAUACCUUGCUAAGGAUCUUGGAAUUGCUGAAAACACUGUUCUACAAGGUUGGAUUGUCAGCACAUCACUUGCUGGUGCCACUGUUGGUUCACUUACUGGUGGAGCAUUGGCUGACAAAUUUGGAAGAACUAGGACUUUUCAAUUAGAUGCAAUCCCUCUAGCAAUUGGAGCAUUUCUUUGUGCUACAGCCCAGAGUGUUCAGACAAUGAUCAUUGGUCGCUUACUUGCUGGUAUAGGAAUUGGUGUUACAUCUGCUAUAGUACCACUAUACAUAUCUGAGAUUUCACCCACUGAAAUUCGUGGUGCACUUGGAUCUGUUAAUCAACUUUUUAUAUGUAUUGGAAUUCUUCUGGCACUGGUGGCUGGGCUGCCUCUGGCAGGAAACCCUCUAUGGUGGAGGACAAUGUUUGGCAUUGCAGUAGUUCCAUCUAUUCUGUUAGUACUAGGAAUGGGAAUUUCUCCAGAAAGUCCCCGUUGGCUUUUUCAGCAAGGAAAAAUCUCUGAAGCUGAAAAGGCUAUUAAAACACUCUAUGGAAAAGAAAGAGUUGCUGCGGUUAUGCAUGACUUAACAACAGCAAGUCAAGGUUCUUCUGAACCUGAAGCAGGGUGGUUUGAUCUGUUUAGUAGCCGAUAUUGGAAAGUUGUCAGUGUUGGGGCAGCACUAUUCUUGUUCCAGCAGUUUGCUGGAAUAAAUGCUGUAGUAUAUUAUUCAACUUCUGUGUUCCGUAGUGCUGGAAUUGCUUCUGACAUUGCAGCAAGUGCCUUGGUUGGUGCAUCAAAUGUUUUUGGAACUGCUGUUGCUUCCACCUUGAUGGACAAACAAGGAAGGAAAAGUCUCCUUAUCACAAGCUUUAGUGGGAUGGCUGCUUCUAUGUUGCUUCUUUCUCUGUCUUUUACUUGGAAGGUCCUUGCACCGUACUCUGGCACCCUUGCUGUCCUUGGAACUGUUCUCUAUGUCCUAUCCUUCUCUCUUGGUGCUGGUCCUGUGCCAGCCCUUCUUCUACCGGAAAUAUUUGCUUCAAGAAUUAGAGCAAAAGCAGUUUCUUUGUCAUUAGGCACGCAUUGGAUCUCCAACUUUGCCAUCGGCCUCUAUUUCUUGAGUGUUGUAAACAAGUUUGGUAUCAGCUCAGUAUACUUGGGAUUCUCAGCUGUUUGUGUCCUUGCUGUUAUGUACAUAGCUGGCAAUGUUGUGGAAACAAAGGGUCGAUCAUUGGAGGAAAUAGAACGCGCUCUUAGUCCUGCAACAUGAAAAUCUUCCAGAAAAUGCUUGUGGUCAUAAAUCCUACGCUACUCAAAGCAUUGUUUUUCUUUUUUACUCUUGCUACUUAUUUAUUCUACACAUCUGUCUUGCAAGAGUAUAGCCAGGGCUAGCUUUUCAUUGUGACCAAAUUUUGUUCAAGUGCAAAUAUGGGAACAAUAAUGUGAGCUUUGGCCAAGCAUCUUCAACAAUUCAGUACUAUCUUUAUAAACUGACAGUUUCUGUCACAAUGUAUGGUAGGCGCAAGCAAGAACAUUAUCACUUCAAAUGUCAGACUGAAUAACUUGCAGUGACCUUCCUUUGAUGUAAUAAACAAGUAAUGUUGACACUAAUUGUAUGCUUCUGAGUUUCUGGAAGAAAUAAAUAAUAAUUUUGGAUUUG
Molecule: messenger RNA, 2275 nt
Organism: Abrus precatorius (Indian licorice)
Lineage: Eukaryota; Viridiplantae; Streptophyta; Magnoliopsida; Fabales; Fabaceae
Product: plastidic glucose transporter 4-like
Exons: 14
Coding region: 245-1885 (546 amino acids)
Biological process (GO): transmembrane transport; carbohydrate transport
Cellular component (GO): membrane
Molecular function (GO): carbohydrate:proton symporter activity
Source: RefSeq, a predicted model, not a curated record